AGCGGUCGCCGCUGUGCGCUCGCGGGCCCGGGCGGAGCUGCGCAGUCUUCUCGCAGCUGCGCCAGGACAGCCGGCGCGCGGCCGAGCCCACAAGUUGCCGGCAGCUGAGCGCGGCGCCGCCCCCUCCUGCUUGCAGCCCCCUGCGCCCACCCCGCGGUGGUGGCCCGCCGGAGGACGCACAUCCCGCGGACGCCGACCCCAGAUGUAAAGCGGCACCGCAGCCCCUCGCCCCCCAGGCGCAUCCACUGAGUCUCGCCAGCGUCUCCUCUGCCAAACCCCGCGGCUGGAAGAUGUGGCAGCCGGCCACGGAGCGCCUGCAGCACUUUCAGACCAUGCUGAAGUCUAAACUGAAUGUCCUGACACUGAAAAAGGAGCCUCUCCCCGCCGUCAUCUUCCACGAGCCCGAAGCCAUCGAGCUGUGCACCACCACGCCCCUGACGAAGAGCAGGGCUCACAGCGGCUGCAAGGUCACCUAUCUCGGUAAAGUCCCCACCACAGGCAUGCAGUUUUUCCCAGGCUGCACGGAAAAGCCCGUCAUCGAGCUCUGGAAGAAGCACACGCUAGCCCGAGAAGACAUCUUUCCGGCCAAUGCCCUUCUGGAAAUCCGACCAUUCCAAGUGUGUCUCCAUCACCUCGACCACAGAGGGGAGGCCACGGUCCACAUGGAUACCUUCCAGGUGGCCCGCAUCGCCUACUGCACCGCCGACCACAACGUGAGCCCCAACAUCUUCGCCUGGGUCUACAGGGAGAUCAACGACGACCUGUCCUACCAGAUGGACUGCCACGCCGUGGAGUGCGAGAGCAAGCUGGAGGCCAAGAAGCUGGCCCACGCCAUGAUGGAGGCCUUCAGGAAGACUUUCCACAGUAUGAAGAGCGAUGGCCGGAUCCACAGGAACAGCUCCUCCGAGGAAGUUUCCCAGGAAUUGGAAUCGGAUGAUGGCUGAAGGAACUUGGGGGCGCUUCAGCGGAGGCAGCACUGGUCCAGGCAUUGCAGACCACAGAUGAAAAACCAACGAUUCACACAUUUCAGAUGAGAGACUGCCGAACGAUUGGCUGACCAAGCUUUUUAAAUUCAGAAGAGCGAUUCUAAAUCUAGAGAAAUGUAUUAUUAAAGUAAUUAUGUUACGUUGAAAUCUGCUACUGCUGUGACUAUGAGGAGGGUGGAAGUGUGGAUGGGGCGAAGUCCUACGCUCUCCUUCUCUCUCUCUCUCUCUUUUUUUUUUCUCAUUCCCCAGUGCCUCCCAGUAGAAAAGCUCCAUGCUGAUGUUCGCCAUUCUCAGGCAAAUACACUGAGGCUGUUAUUUGACAGACUGCUCCAGUUUGCCUUAUGAAACCCAGCAAGAAUGCACUUAUCGGAUCCCUAGUCCUGGGCGGGGGGUGGAGGGGCAAGUGCUGACGCUGGUGUGGAAGUCCCAGGGCUAAAGGACAAGGUCAGGUGGGUUCAAUCCGGAGACUCCUCCCCCUUGGCAUGUUUCAGAGUCUCUCCUCAGUAAGCCAAUCAGCACAGCCUUCACUGAGCUUUACAGCUAAUAACAGCCUGAUAGUUGGCAGUUACUUCACAGUUAAAGACAACGCUUUUAUUUACAUCAAUAUAUCAAGUAGUACCCUCUUCUUGUAUUCACGUCAUCUAUUUUCUUAGAAUCCUUGCAACAACUAAUAACCCUUCCCUCCUCCUGCCCCAUCCCCUGCCUUUCCCCUUCCAACCCAUGCCGACGUCCCCACAGGGGUGACGCUCAGCGUGCACUGCAGGCCACCAAAAGGGAAGAAAAUAACUGAGCAGAUGGAAUCACCCAUCAAACCAGCUAGUAGUUUAAAACCGCCACCACCACCACCACCACAGAGACCUCGGAAAAAGGGAAUGAGUUAUCACAAAAUGAACAAACUCCACGGAGGCUGUCCUUUGUUCAGCCCUGAUGUCUGGUAACUUACCUAGGUGAUGGUCCUGUCGGAUGCAUCUGAUCAGACGGCACGCUGCCAAUCUGACCUGGUAUCACCAAGGAAGCCUGCAGCCCUCACUCAACCUUGCACUCCAGUGAGUUUUGGACACUUGUAUCCAUCUUGAUCGAAGGGGAAAUCUGACCCUGCUGUCUCCAAAUUGGUAACAUCUCCGGGUCACGUUUGCCAGUGCGUUCGCUGUUUCUAAUGAGACGUUCUCACGAAGCCUGAGAUUGCUCAGUUUCAUGGAUCUUUCAAUGUCAUAAAUGCCAAGGGUCAACACUGAAUGAAAUGGAACGUAUUUGUUAAAAUAUAUACAUUUAAGACCCACAGCAAAUGGCUAGUUUCCCAGGUAAUGCUGCUCAUUUAUGAAAGUGUUUUCAGUCCUGGUAUUGUUAGGGGCACUGGGGCACCUUACAGAAGCCUUAAAUGAGAGCUAAUUGCAUCCGGGAGCAAUGGUGUUGGUGUUUUUGGUCUAUGUAUGUGUGUGUCCCUACAUGCGUCUGUGUCGUGUCUGUGUGCCCCAUGUGCGGGCCCGGGUUUAAGGCAUGUAGAAUUAGCAUGGAGUCCUAUUGAGGAGAGCCCGCCUCUUGGAGAUAUGCUUGCUGCUUUCCAACACAUGUAAACUAUUCUUUAGCAUAAAUGCAUUCAUUCUUUAAUAAAAAUAUGUUUGCAUUAAUAAA
Messenger RNA from Phyllostomus hastatus (greater spear-nosed bat), 2618 nucleotides. RefSeq names its product phosphotyrosine interaction domain containing 1 (gene PID1). Gene Ontology annotation, cellular component: cytoplasm. The transcript is spliced from 3 exons. Lineage: Eukaryota; Metazoa; Chordata; Mammalia; Chiroptera; Phyllostomidae. Gene Ontology annotation, biological process: negative regulation of insulin receptor signaling pathway; regulation of cell population proliferation; regulation of mitochondrial membrane potential. The coding region runs from base 291 to 944 and encodes 217 amino acids. The record is from RefSeq and is a predicted model, not a curated record.